Sorex fumeus (smoky shrew) is the source of this 2886-nucleotide messenger RNA. RefSeq names its product glycogen phosphorylase L (gene PYGL). The transcript has 20 exons. Gene Ontology annotation, cellular component: cytoplasm. The coding region runs from base 160 to 2703 and encodes 847 amino acids. The record is from RefSeq and is a predicted model, not a curated record. Lineage: Eukaryota; Metazoa; Chordata; Mammalia; Eulipotyphla; Soricidae. Gene Ontology annotation, molecular function: glycogen phosphorylase activity; pyridoxal phosphate binding. Gene Ontology annotation, biological process: glycogen catabolic process.
GCCCCGUCCUGCAGCCAGGUCCUUCGGGCAGGCUGUUCGGCCCGUGCAGCUCGUCCCGUCCGUGCGUCCCGCGCGCUCGUCCGUCGCUCCGUCCGGUCCGUGCGCGUUCGUCCCGCUCGCUCGUCCCGCUUGCCCGUCGGCCCCGUCCCGCCAGCCGACAUGGCCAAGCCCGUGACCGACCAGGAGAAGCGGCGGCAGAUCAGCAUCCGCGGCAUCGUGGGAGUGGAGAACGUGGCCGAGCUGAAAAAGGGGUUCAACCGGCACCUGCACUUCACUUUGGUCAAGGACCGCAACGUGGCCACCCCCCGCGACUACUACUUCGCGCUGGCGCACACGGUGCGCGACCACCUGGUGGGGCGCUGGAUCCGCACGCAGCAGCAUUACUACGAAAAGUGCCCCAAGAGGGUUUAUUACCUCUCUUUGGAAUUUUACAUGGGUCGAGCAUUACAGAACACCAUGAUCAACCUUGGCCUACAGAAUGCCUGUGAUGAGGCCAUUUACCAGCUUGGACUGGACAUCGAAGAGUUAGAAGAAAUUGAAGAAGACGCUGGGCUUGGCAAUGGUGGUCUUGGGAGGCUUGCUGCCUGCUUCCUGGAUUCCAUGGCAACCCUGGGACUUGCAGCCUAUGGAUAUGGCAUUCGGUACGAAUAUGGAAUUUUCAAUCAGAAGAUCCGAGAUGGAUGGCAAGUAGAAGAGGCAGAUGAUUGGCUCAGGCACGGGAACCCCUGGGAGAAGGCCCGUCCUGAGUUCACGCUGCCAGUGCACUUCUAUGGAAGAGUGGAACACACCGAGGCUGGGGCCAAGUGGCUUGACACCCAGGUGGUCCUGGCUCUGCCCUAUGACACCCCGGUGCCUGGGUACAUGAAUAACACUGUCAACACCAUGCGCCUCUGGUCGGCUCGGGCCCCAAAUGAUUUUAACCUCAGAGACUUUAAUGUUGGAGACUACAUUCAGGCUGUGCUGGACCGGAAUCUGGCUGAGAACAUCUCCCGCGUGCUCUAUCCCAAUGAUAAUUUUUUUGAAGGGAAGGAACUACGAUUGAAGCAGGAGUAUUUUGUGGUGGCUGCUACCUUGCAAGACGUCAUCCGACGUUUCAAAUCUGCCAAGCUUGGCUCUGCCACCAGUGCUGCAACUGCCUUUGAUGCCUUUCCUGACCAGGUCGCCAUCCAGCUCAAUGACACUCAUCCUGCCCUUGCCAUCCCAGAGCUGAUGAGGGUGUUUGUAGAUAUUGAGAAGCUUCCCUGGUCCAAGGCCUGGGAGAUCACCCAGAAGACCUUUGCAUACACCAACCACACAGUGCUCCCCGAAGCCCUGGAGCGCUGGCCUGUGGAGCUGCUGGAGAAGCUGCUGCCUCGGCAUUUGCAGAUCAUUUACGAAAUCAAUCAGAAGCAUUUGGAUAGAAUUGCAGCCCUCUUCCCUAAAGAUGUUGACCGGCUGAGAAGGAUGUCUCUGGUAGAAGAAGAUGGAGGCAAAAGGAUCAACAUGGCGCAUCUCUGCAUCGUGGGCUCCCAUGCUGUGAAUGGUGUGGCAAAGAUUCACUCAGAUAUCAUCAAGACGCAAGUAUUCAAGGACUUCAGUGAGCUAGAGCCAAAAAAGUUUCAGAAUAAAACCAAUGGAAUCACUCCGAGGCGCUGGCUCUUACUCUGCAACCCAGGACUUGCAGAGCUGAUAGCAGAGAAAAUUGGGGAAGACUACGUGAAAGACUUGAGCCAGCUAAUGAAGCUGCAUGAUUUCCUGAACGAUGAUGUCUUCCUCCGGGAGGUGGCCAAUGUGAAGCAGGAGAACAAGCUGAAGUUUUCUCAGUACCUGGAGAAGGAGUACAAGGUGAAGAUCAACCCAUCCUCCAUGUUCGACGUGCACGUGAAGAGGAUCCAUGAGUACAAGCGGCAGCUCUUGAACUGCCUGCACGUAAUCACCAUGUACAACCGCAUUAAGAAAGAACCUAAGAAGUUGUUUGUGCCCAGAACAGUUAUUAUCGGUGGCAAAGCUGCCCCAGGCUAUCACAUGGCCAAAAUGAUCAUAAAGCUGAUCACCUCAGUGGCUGAUGUGGUGAACAACGACCCUGUCAUUGGCAGCAAGCUGAAGGUCAUCUUCUUGGAGAACUACAGAGUGUCUCUUGCUGAAAAAGUCAUUCCAGCCACAGAUCUGUCGGAGCAGAUUUCCACCGCAGGCACCGAAGCCUCGGGGACAGGCAAUAUGAAGUUCAUGCUGAAUGGGGCCCUGACCAUUGGAACAAUGGAUGGCGCCAACGUGGAAAUGGCAGAGGAAGCUGGGGAAGAGAAUCUGUUCAUCUUUGGCAUGAGAGUUGAUGAUGUGGCUGCUUUAGACAAGGAAGGGUAUAAGGCAAAAGAAUAUUAUGAGUCACUCCCAGAGCUGAAGUUGGCUGUGGAUCAAAUAGAUAAUGGUUUCUUUUCUCCUAAGCAACCAGACCUCUUCAAAGACUUAAUCUCCAUGCUAUUUUAUCAUGACAGGUUUAAGGUCUUUGCAGAUUAUGAAUCGUAUGUCAAGUGUCAAGAAAAAGUCAGCCAGCUCUACAUGAAUUCAAAGGCCUGGAACACAAUGGUACUCAAAAACAUAGCUGCCUCAGGGAAGUUCUCCAGUGACCGGACAAUUAAAGAAUAUGCUCAGGACAUCUGGAAUAUGGAGCCUUCAGAUCUAAAGAUAUCUCUAGCCAACGAAGCUAGCAAUGGUGUGAACAAGUAAAUGGAACGUAAGUUAAGAAGUGUCUCCAGGAUGGAAAAAAGCUUCUCCCUGAACUGAACGUUUUUAUGACCUUUUUUGAUUUUUUUUUGUUACCUAAUAAUAUAAUGAAAUAUCUCUAGGAAUUGGAAGGGCAAGUGUUUGAUUGUAUUGGGAAAAAAUAAAGUUAUCAAUCUCCAAAAACAA